Messenger RNA from Lepidothrix coronata (blue-crowned manakin), 2403 nucleotides. It is a transcript of the gene DHX36, whose product is annotated as DEAH-box helicase 36. The record is from RefSeq and is a predicted model, not a curated record. NCBI's taxonomy places the organism in Eukaryota, Metazoa, Chordata, Aves, Passeriformes, Pipridae. The transcript has 21 exons. Gene Ontology annotation, cellular component: intracellular anatomical structure; cytoplasm; nucleus. Gene Ontology annotation, molecular function: ATP binding; DNA helicase activity; G-quadruplex RNA binding. Bases 1 to 2388 code for a protein of 795 amino acids.
AUGAGCUACGAGCACCGCCGGGACUGGGGCCGCGGGCGCGGCGGCGAUGGCGGCUCGGGCUCCGGCGGCCCCUCGGCGGGCGGGCCCGGCGGGCGCGGCGGGCGCGGGCGCCACCCGAGCCACCUGAAGGGCCGCGAGAUCGGGCUGUGGUACGCGCGGAAACAGGGCCAGAAGAGCCGCGACACCGACCGGCAGCAGCGGAUCGUCUGCACCCAGCCCAGGAGGAUCAGUGCCAUCUCCGUGGCUGAGAGGGUGGCUGCUGAGAGGGCAGAGGCCUGUGGCAGUGGCAAGAGCACGGGGUACCAGAUCCGCCUGCAGAGUCGGUUGCCGAGGAAACAAGGUUCAAUUUUGUACUGUACCACGGGAAUUGUCCUCCAGUGGCUCCAGUCGGACAAGCACUUGUCCAGCAUCAGUCACGUAGUCCUUGAUGAAAUCCAUGAAAGAAAUCUUCAGUCAGAUGUUUUAAUGAGCAUUAUUAAAGAUCUGCUAAAUAUUCGACUGGAUCUGAAAGUCAUACUAAUGAGUGCUACUCUAAAUGCAGAGAAGUUUUCCGAGUACUUUGACCACUGUCCAAUGAUUCACAUCCCUGGGUUCACUUUCCCGGUGGUGGAAUAUCUGCUGGAAGAUGUAAUUGAGAAGUUGAGGUACAGCCCCGAGAACACGGAGCGGCGGCCGCGCUGGAAGAGGGGAUUCCUGCAGGGCCACGUGAGCCGGCCCGACAAGGAGGAGAAGGAGGAGAUCUACCGGGAGCGAUGGCCCGAGUACCUCAGGCAGCUCAGGGGCAGGUAUUCAGCAAGCACUAUUGAUGCCCUGGAAAUGAUGGAUGAUGACAAGGUGGACCUUGACCUCAUAGCAGCUCUGAUCAGACACAUCGUGCUGGAAGAGGAGGAUGGUGCAAUUCUGGUGUUUCUGCCAGGCUGGGACAACAUCAGCACUUUGCACGAUCUCUUGAUGUCACAAGUCAUGUUUAAGUCAGAUAGGUUUAUUAUCAUACCUUUGCAUUCACUGAUGCCUACUGUUAACCAGACUCAGGUGUUUAAGAAGACCCCACCAGGAGUAAGGAAAAUCGUGAUUGCAACCAACAUUGCAGAGACCAGCAUCACAAUUGAUGACGUCGUGUUUGUGAUAGAUGGGGGCAAAAUAAAGGAGACUCACUUUGACACCCAGAACAACAUCAGCACCAUGGCAGCAGAGUGGGUGAGCAAAGCCAAUGCCAAGCAGAGGAAGGGUCGGGCAGGAAGAGUUCAGCCAGGCCACUGUUACCAUCUGUACAAUGGGCUGCGUGCCAGCCUGCUGGAUGAUUAUCAGUUACCAGAGAUCCUGAGGACACCCUUGGAGGAACUCUGCUUGCAAAUCAAGAUCCUGAAGCUUGGUGGAAUUGCCUAUUUUCUGAGCAAACUAAUGGACCCACCAUCUCGUGAUGCUGUCAUGUUGGCCAUAAAUCACCUCAUGGAGCUGAAUGCUCUGGACAGGCAGGAGGAGCUGACUCCCCUGGGUGUCCACCUUGCACGGCUGCCAGUGGAGCCCCACAUUGGGAAGAUGAUCCUCUUUGGGGCCUUGUUCUGCUGCCUGGACCCUGUGCUCACCAUUGCAGCCAGCCUCAGCUUCAAGGACCCCUUUGUCAUCCCUCUGGGCAAAGAGAAAGUUGCAGAUGCAAGAAGAAAGGAGCUGUCAAAGAACACGAAAAGCGACCACCUGACUGUGGUGAAUGCUUUCACUGGCUGGGAAGAGACUCGGCGUCGUGGCUUCAGGACUGAGAAGGACUAUUGCUGGGAGUAUUUCCUGUCCUCCAACACCCUGCAGAUGCUGCACAACAUGAAGGGGCAGUUUGCUGAGCACCUCCUCGCAGCUGGGUUUGUGAGCAGCAGAGACCCCAAGGAUCCCAAAUCUAACACCAACUCGGAUAACGAGAAGCUGCUCAAAGCCGUCAUCUGUGCUGGCCUCUAUCCCAAAGUGGCAAAGAUCCGGCCCAGCUUCAGCAAAAAGAGAAAAAUGGUGAAAGUUUGCACCAAGACAGAUGGAUCAGUUAAUAUUCAUCCCAAAUCAGUUAAUGUGGAGGAGACCGAGUUCCAUUAUAACUGGCUCGUGUACCAUCUGAAGAUGAGGACCAGCAGUAUUUACCUGUAUGACUGUACAGAGGUGUCUCCAUACUGCCUUCUGUUCUUUGGAGGGGAUAUAUCCAUCCAGAAGGAUAAGGACCAGGACACCAUCGCUGUGGAUGAGUGGAUUGUUUUCCAGUCUCCAGCAAGAAUAGCACACUUGGUGAAGGUGACUAUGUUUAGUAAUAAUAAUGUACAUGGAAGGCUCAGUAACACUGAUCCGUGGGAAUUUCUGGAUUUGCUGUUACUGUGUCCCUACGGAUUCAUCACUCAGGGAGAUAGUGGUUGAAAUGCAUUCCCAGUG